CGACCAGCCAGUGGUCACUAGAGCAGAUAAAGACUGAAUAUGCUGAUGUAUUCAGGGGUGAUGGCUGCCUGGAGGGUGAGUACAAAAUAGAGAUUGACAACACUGUUAAACCUGUACAGCUCCCAAAAAGAAGGGUUCGAGUAGCCAUGAUGAAACCUUUGAAGGAAGAGCUGCAAGAUCUGCAGAGGAGAGGAAUCAUUAUGCCAGUAGAGAGGAGCACGAAUUGGAUCAGUAGUAUGGUGGUCGUACAGAAGCCCAGCGGCAGUCUCAGAGUAUGUAUAGAUCCAAGACCUUUAAACAGAGCUUUAAAGCGCAGUCAUUUCCCACUACCUACUAUUGAUGACAUACUCCCUGAACUGUCAAAAGCCAAAGUGUUUACUGUGUGCGAUGUUAAAAGUGGAAUCUGGCACGUCAAGCUGGAGGAAGACUCCAGCUAUCUCACCACAUUUUCUUCCCCGUUCGGCAGGUAUCGAUGGCUGCGCAUGCCCAUGGGCAUAAGUCCGGCCCCUGAAAUCUUUCAGAGGAAGCUCACAGUCACAUUAGAGGGCCUGCCAGGAGUAUACAUCAUUGCUGAUGAUAUUCUCAUUACAGGACAAGGAGAGACACAAGAAUCAGCUGAGAGAGACCAUGAUGAAAAACUGAAAGCAUUUCUAGCACGAUGCAGAGAGAAAGGUAUCAAGCUAAAUGCUGAUAAGUUCAAAUUGAGACAAAGAGAAGUCUUUGCAAACACUGAUUAAAACUAUACUACAAGGUUGGCCAAAGAACAAGGCUGACACACCACAAGAAAUAGGUCAUUAUUACCUGUUUCAAGAGGAGUUGAGCUACCAGGAUGGCAUUGUUUUCAGAGGAAAACGAGCUGUUAUCCCUAAGCAGCUUUGGAAGGAAAUAACACGAUGUAUACACUCUUCGCAUUUAGGUGUGGAUGGAUGCCUGAGGAGGGUCAGAGAGUGUGUGUACUGGCAAGGAAUGAAUGAGCAGAUCAAAUCACAUGUACAGCAGUGUGACACCUGCCACGCAGUGGACUGUAACCAGCAAAAGGAGACGCUGCGUCCACAUGAAAUGCCGGAUAGACCUUGGGCCAAGGUAGGCACUGACCUGUUUACUUUUGACAACAAGGAUUAUCUAAUUACUGUAGACUAUUAUUCAAAUUUUGGGGAAAUUGAUUACCUGACAGACACCAAAUCGACUACUGUUAUAAGAAAGCUGAAAGGUCACUUUGCCCGCCAGGGUAUUCCAGACAUCGUCAUCUCUGACAAUGGCCCACAGUUUUCAUCACAGGAGUUUCAGAAGUUCAGUGACCAUUGGGCAUUUCUUCAUAAAACUUCUUCAUCACCUGGCUAUCCUCAGAGUAAUGGCAAGGCAGAAUCAGCAGUCAAAACUGCCAAGAGAUUGAUGCGUAAAGCACAAAUGUCAAGACAGGAUCCAUAUCUAGCAAUCCUAGAUCAUAGAAACACACCAACACACGGAUUGUCAACCAGCCCAGCACAGAGAUUACUGAGCCGUCAGACAAAGACGCUUCUACCCACGAAAAACCAGCCUCCUACAACCAAAGAUUCAGAAUUCUUUGAAAGAAUUGAUAACAAAUCAACAACGGCAACAAACAUACUACAACAGAUCAGCCAAAGACUUAGACACACUAAAACGAGGUGACCCUGUCAGAAUACAACCAUUUGAGCCUCAUAAGAUCUGGAGAAAGGGGACGGUGGUGGAGCCCAUUGACUCAAGAUCGUACAAUGUCCAGUUGGAGUCUGGAGGUGUUAUAAGGAGAAACAGGAGACAUCUCCGAAGGGACCAGGGAAUGACCCUCAGAGUCUCCAACCAAACAGAGACGGUUGUUGCUGACAAUACAGAACACGCAGGAACUGCAGAUUCUCAAUCACAAACAUCCAACAAUGUGGAAAAUCAGAUGCAGAACACCAAACAGACAGACAUCCCAGCAUCUAAUGUCACGAAAGCAGGGCGAUUGAUAAACAAACCGCAAUACUUAAAAGACUAUAUCACAAGUUAAAAAAAGAAGAAAAAAGAAAUGUGAAACUGUCCUAAGGAAAUGUGAUAUUAAUAUACAGAAGUUAUAAGGAAAUGUAUCUUAUGUUCGUAUCAGAAAUCAAGAGCUGUUCAGAAUGCUAGUUACAUGUAGCAAGUUGAGAUGACACAUAAAACAAAACCUAGAAGAAAAAACUAGAGGUAAACAAGUGACUUAAAAUGCAUUUUAACCAACUCAACAAUGCACAAACUAUAGCACUGGACUGACAAAGAUCAUAAACUCUGGUCAAACCAUACUGAAGACACACAGGAACUCGAGGAAAAGGUCAAGAAAUGCUCAGGUUCAGAAUCUUGCAUUCCUUUCAAUGCUUGCUGAGAUGUAAAAUGAAACUGAAACUUUAUGUAGCAGUUAGCCAGUUGCUGGUUACUAGUAUAGCGUCAAAUCAAAGAUGAAAGUGAUGAGUUCAUUUCUCAGGAAACACACGUGCACACAUACAUGUAGGAUGAAAUGUGUGAAAUGAUACGUGUUGUGUUGUGAUAGCACUGGAGGACUGUUCAUGUGCUCAUGCUGACAUGACACUCACAUUUCACACUCAUGCAGUGUGUAAACCAAGCUGCUCUUAUUCCUCAAAAAUGAAACUUAUUGUAAGAUAUGCAGCAGCAAACAGAUUAUUUCCUUUCAGUAAACACAGGCAUGAUAUCUGUGGAAAUUUGCAGAUCUGAGGUUUAUAAGUGAAAGCCUGACCUGUCAAGUGAUUGUAAACUAAAGCAUAUAUAAAUAAGUCCCCCUGCUCCCACAUCUCAGAGCUCUGCAUCUGCAUCUGACAAAGAGACUGGAACAUGAGCAGUUUCAAAGUAAUCCUUUUAGUCAGCAUCAGCACACAAUGUUUGAUGUGUGCAGCCACUGUGAAUGUGACUGUCCAGCUGGAGCAGAAUAUUACUCUGCCCUGUUACAUUAACUCCAGCUCUGAGAUGGCAUGGUAUCGACUGAGCUCUGAGAAGAUUGCUUUACUCAUAUCUGCAGCAAGAGGAAACCUUCAAAAAAAGGAUUUGAUUACUUACCAUAAUGAGGAUCAAAGUCACUUUGGGCUGGAAGCAGACAGGGGGCUUGACUCCAUCAGCCUAGUCAUCAUUGGGGUCAGAGAGUCAGAUCUGGGGCUGUACUACUGCGCUCUUGGCAUCAGUGCGAAGACAAUGCAUUUUGGGACUGCUAUCAGACUCACAUUUGCAGACGCUGAAGCGAACCGCUCAUCAGUUAGCGUGGGCUGCAGGACACAUCUGCUCUGUGCCUAUGUUGUAUGUGGUUUCUGCACUAUUCUCUGCGUGUGUGUGCUUUGUUUCAAGCAAGGUUCUUCCAGGGUCAACUGCAUCAGCUGUGUGAAAGAAAACUCAAAUGUCAGGGCAGCACAAGUACAGUACUCCAGUCUGCGUUUCCUCAGACAACCCAGAACCACGGCUCCUGCUCCUGCUCCAGUCAACGUGACCUACGCAACUAUAGCCAACCACACAUCCUGAUUUAUUCAGCUUCAUAUUAAACAGACACAGCUGUAGAUGUCUACUAUACCUUCACCUAUACCAAAGCCUGUGAAAAAAAAACGAAACCUUUUUAUAUUGUUUUUGAAGUAAGUUUAUUUUGCUCACCAAGGCUGAAUUUGAUUUCAAUACAGUAAAUAAUGUGACAUUUUUGUUAAAGUUUUCUAUUUGAAUAUAUUUAAAAUAUAUAUUUUUAGGAUUCUUUGAUACAGUAGAUGGAAAUUCCAAAAGAACCGCAUUAAUGUAAAAAUAAAUCUUUUGUAGCAUAAACG
This is a messenger RNA of Carassius auratus (goldfish), 3788 nucleotides long. RefSeq lists its product as uncharacterized. Bases 2824 to 3498 code for a protein of 224 amino acids. Gene Ontology annotation, biological process: response to bacterium. NCBI's taxonomy places the organism in Eukaryota, Metazoa, Chordata, Actinopteri, Cypriniformes, Cyprinidae. The record is from RefSeq and is a predicted model, not a curated record. The transcript has 5 exons.